AUGUUAAUUACUGGUUAUUUUUAUGCUUCUAAAACCGGUGAAUAUCAAUUCAUCUUAAAUUAUAUUGAUGAUCUCUCUUUUCUUAACAUUGGUGCUGGUAGAGCUUUUGAUUGCUGUGAACAAAGGGCAUCUGUCGCUAACCCUGGCUCAUUCGAUCUUUCUGUUACUUGGCCUCAAACGGAUAACACUGCUACUGUUACUCUUUUAGGAGGAUACUAUUACCCAAUAAGAAUAUUUUUUGUGAACAGAUUGGGUCCAGCUGGCCUUACAGUGUCUUUCAAGGAUCCUGAUGGCGUUCUCCAUAGUACAUUCGACGGCUAUAUCUACAGUAUCCCAGAUGGUCAACCAUGUCCUGUUCCUGUCGUUACAACAACUUUACCAUGGACUGGUACAGUAACAACUACAUUCACUACUUUAACCACAAUUACAGGCCAAAAUGGAGGUACUUCACCUGGAAACCUUGUUGUUGUUGAGACCCCCGAAGUUCAAACUGCUACCACCGUCUUCACUCCAUGGACCGGUGUCAGUACCGUUACUAUUGCCACUGAUUUGACUACUACCACUGGUGCCGAUGGUGUUCCAACUGUGAAGACCAUCUACCAUGUCGAAACUCCAGAAGUCGACCAAAAGACCACUGUUUUCACUCCAUGGACUGGUACCAUUACGUCAACAUUCGCUACUGACGUUACUACCACUACCGGCAAAGAUGGUAUUAAAACCGUGAAGACCAUUUACCAUGUUGAAACUCCAGAAGUUGACCAAAAGACCACUGUUUUCACUCCAUGGACCGGUACCAUUACGUCAACAUUCGCUACUGACGUUACUACCACUACUGGUGCUGACGGUAUCGAAACCGUGAAGACCAUUUACCAUGUUGAAACUCCAGAAGUUGACCAAAAGACCACAGUCUUUACCCCAUGGACCGGUACUAUUACCUCGACUAUUGCCACUGAGUUGUCCACAACUACUGGUGCGGAUGGCGUUGAAACCGUCAAGACCAUUUACCACGUCGAGACCCCAGAGUUUAAGACCGCUAGUACUAAAUUUACUCCAUGGACUGGUGCCGACUUUUCAACCUACUCUACGGAUGUCACUACUGCUACAGGAUCUGAUGGUGUUCCAACCAUAAAUACCAUCUACUAUGUCGAAACCCCUGAAGUAAAAACUGCGACAACAGUAUUCACUCCUUGGACCGGUACCGUAUAUUCAAUGUACUCUACAGAUGUUACCACAUUCACUGGCACAAAUGGGUUACCAACAAUCAAUACCAUUUACUACGUUGAAACUCCAGAAGUCGAAGUAUCAACUACAGUAGUUACACCAUGGACUGGCGCCAUUACUUCUACGUACUCAACUGAUGUCACCACAAUCACAGGAUCUAAUGGAAUUCCAACUAUAAAGACCAUUUAUCAUGUUCAAACACCAGAAAUUGAAACUGCCACUACCGUCUUCACUCCAUGGACUGGCGCCAUUACUUCUACGUACUCAACUGAUAUCUCAACCUUUACAGGUUCGGACGGCAUUCCAACAGUUGAAACAAAGUAUUAUGUCGAGUUCCCACAAGUAGAUCCUACCACAACGGUGUUUACUCCAUGGACUGGUACAUUCACCAGCACAUACAGUACUGAAUUUACAACAAAUAACUGGAUCUGA
Messenger RNA from Kluyveromyces lactis, 1653 nucleotides. RefSeq lists its product as uncharacterized. NCBI's taxonomy places the organism in Eukaryota, Fungi, Ascomycota, Saccharomycetes, Saccharomycetales, Saccharomycetaceae. The transcript has a single exon. The coding region runs from base 1 to 1653 and encodes 550 amino acids. The record is from RefSeq and is a predicted model, not a curated record. Gene Ontology annotation, biological process: flocculation.